CGGCUCAGUGCGCAGGCGCAAACUACCCGCCUCGCAUAGCGUCGGCUUGUUCAAUGCGCACGCGCAAGAAUCCUGGCAGCGAGCGAGCAACCGGGGGGCCGGCGCGGGGCCUUGUGGGAGGGCUUAAGGAAGUAAAAUGGCGGACCUGGCGAACGAAGAAAAGCCUGCCAUUGCUCCGCCCGUCUUUGUGUUUCAGAAGGAUAAAGGACAAAAGUCAUCUGCAGAGCAAAAAGACUUGUCGGAUUCGGGAGAGGAGCCUCAGGGGGAGGCUGAGGCCCCCCACCAUGGCACGGGUCACCCCGAGUCAGCUGGCCAGCGUGCCCUAGAACCUCCUGCCCCUGAUAGCACUUCGGCCAGCACUCCUCCACCUCCCGCUCCUGAAGCCCAGCCUCCUUUUCCUCGAAAACUGUCAGGGAGGUCAGCGGGAGGCUCCAGCCCCGAAGCAGGAGAAGAUUCCGACCGAGAAGAUGGAAAUGUCUGUCCUCCUGUUAAACGAGAAAGAACGUCCUCUUUAACCCAGCUCCCACCUUCACAGUCAGAGGAAAAGAGCAGCGGGUUCCGGUUGAAGCCACCAACACUGAUCCAUGGCCAGGCACCCAGCGCAGGUCUGCCAAGCCAGAAGCCCAAGGAGCAGCAGCGCAGCGUGCUUCGCCCGGCCGUGCUGCAGGCCCCCCAGCCCAAGGCACUGGCACAGACCGUCCCCAGCAGCGGCACCAACGGCGUCAGUAUCCCAACAGACUGCACGGGGGUCGCGACAUUAUCAUCACCAGAAAACCCUGCUCGGCGAAGUCCCUCUGAGGCUGCUGGCGAGCCGCUCACCCUUGAGAAGACAGAGCCUUGGCGAAACGAGUGUAGGGAAGCCUCGGAGGAGAGCUGUGAGAGGAAGGAGGGGGCCGCUCGGCAGGCGUUUGUGUUCGGGCAGAACUUGAGGGACCGGGUGAAGCUAAUGAAUGAAAACACUGACACCGUUGAUAUGGAGAAUGCAGGACAUCCCAGCUCUGAAAUGCCAACUGCAACCAACUAUUUCCUCCAGUACAUCAGCUCCAGUGCAGAGAACUCAACCAACAGUGCCGACACCUCCAGCAACAAGUUCGUGUUUGGCCAGAAUAUGAGCGAACGCGUGCUGGUGUCGGGUGACAGCGCAGCACCCUGGGCGGGAAUGCUUGGGCUCCAGUGUGACGUGCAGAGUCCCCCCAAAUUGAACGAGGUCAGCUCAGAUGCCAACCGGGAAAACACAGCCACCGAGUCUGGGUCUGAGUCCUCUUCCCAGGAGGCCACCCCCGAGAAAGAGUCCCUGGCCGAGUCGGCGGCCGCCUAUACCAAGGCCACGGCGCGGAAGUGUCUGCUGGAGAAGGUGGAGGUCAUCACCGGCGAGGAGGCAGAGAGCAACGUGCUGCAGAUCCAGUGUAAGCUGUUUGUUUUUGACAAGACCUCACAGUCAUGGGUGGAGCGAGGCCGGGGGCUGCUCAGACUCAACGACAUGGCAUCGACCGACGAUGGGACGUUACAGUCCCGACUAGUGAUGCGGACCCAGGGGAGCCUUCGGCUGAUCCUCAACACCAAGCUGUGGGCCCAGAUGCAGAUCGACAAGGCCAGUGAGAAGAGCAUCCGUAUCACGGCCAUGGACACUGAGGACCAGGGUGUGAAGGUCUUCCUGAUCUCGGCCAGCUCCAAGGACACGGGCCAGCUGUAUGCAGCCCUGCACCACCGAAUCCUGGCCCUGCGCAGCCGCGUGGAGCAGGAGCAAGAGGCCCAGGCCCCCGCCCCUGAGCCCAGAGCCCCAUCCAAUGAAGACGACAGCGACGACGACCUGCUGGCCCCCUCGGGAGCCCCUGGAGCAGGUGCCAGUGAGGAGGGGGACGGGCAGGUGCCUGGGAGCACAUAGCGGAGGCGCCGCUGUACAGAGGCUGCUGCUUUGGUGUCUGUGGCCGCCCACCCUCCCCGCAGGCAGCAUCGGCUGGGGUGGAACCACAGCCUGGAUCCCCACGCCUGUUCCGAAGCAGACUCUGGAACUGCCUGGAUGUGGUUCGGGACCGAGACCUCAUCAUAUUGAUGAGCAAAAGAGCGCUCCUCCCCUCCCCAAAAUGAAAUGGCACAUUAGACUUGUCACGGCUUCUCACUGGACCGGAGACCUUGUUUCUUCACCUGCGUGUCGAGCCUCCGGGCCUCCCGCCUCGUGCCCGCCCGCCUUCCCUCCCUCCCACGGGUCCCUGCCGCACCCCGGGACCUCAAGCGUCAACACUGGGCCCUGGACACUAUUUACUACUCUCUUGUUCCCAUUUCCCAUCUUCUGAUUUGGGGUUUAUAUUUUACAGAUCUUAUUUUUUUUUAUGUCCAAAGGCUUUGGUUUUGGUUUCUUGGAUUAUGACGCUCUGGUGUGCUGGGCAGGCACAAACCUAGGCCUCCACUCUGCCCACCCAGUCCUUCCAGGCCAAGUUGUGGGCACCAAGGGCUUGGGCUCCAGCGGGCCUGUCUCUGGAGAGCGCACCCGGAAAAAGGUCAUGGGACUUGGGACGUCCCGGGGGGGCCCCGCCAUCUCGCUCCCUGUCCCAGUCACGUGACCCGCCUGCGUCCUGUGUGUGUUGGCCACUGCUGGCCCAGCCCCGAGGUCGUCACCCCCAAACUGCUGUGGGCCUGGGGGUGCUGUGAGUGGCAGAGAGGCUUGCCCAGGGGCAGCACGACAGGCCUCCAUGGCACGCCAUGCAUGGGAGUGGGAAGACCACAGAGGAUUCCCUCAUGUGUAGGCCUCCUUGGGAUGGCAGAAGUGGCCCAGCCCCACCCUCGGGGGUGAAGAAGAGGCCUCGUCCUCCAGCUGUGCCCCCCACACCCAGGGCCAGGAUGGCUCCGGCAGCGACACUGGCACUGCCCGGCCCCCAGCACGCCUGGGUCUGGGAGGACACCAGAGGCCGCCCUGGAGAUCUGGCCACACUUCUCUGCUUUAAGCCUUAGCCAACUAGUGACAAGUAAAACCAGACAAUGCC
Molecule: messenger RNA, 2981 nt
Organism: Heterocephalus glaber (naked mole-rat)
Lineage: Eukaryota; Metazoa; Chordata; Mammalia; Rodentia; Bathyergidae
Gene: Ranbp3
Product: RAN binding protein 3
Biological process (GO): protein export from nucleus
Source: RefSeq, a predicted model, not a curated record